This is a messenger RNA of Elaeis guineensis (African oil palm), 2086 nucleotides long. Its product is annotated as la-related protein 1C. Gene Ontology annotation, molecular function: RNA binding. The record is from RefSeq and is a predicted model, not a curated record. Lineage: Eukaryota; Viridiplantae; Streptophyta; Magnoliopsida; Arecales; Arecaceae.
UGGCCUCAUCCUCCGGCACCGUUCCUCGGUCCCCGAUGUCAUCGGAUGAACCGGAGCACGGGAGCAACGGUGAUGAUGCGGCCGCCGCCUCCAUCUCCUCCUCCUCCUCCGCCGCCGCCGCCGCCCGAGGGAAGAAGCCUGCGUGGCAAAGGCCAUCCAACGGCUCGAUCGAGGUUGGUCCUGUCAUGGGGGCGGUGUCCUGGCCCCCUCUUUCUGAGUCCACCAAGGCCUCCCCCAAAUCGUCUUCCUCCGAUGCUCUCAAGGGUCCUUUCGAUGGAACAGUCUCUGCUUCCCCUGGGCCCGUGAUAUCAACACCUUCUCCGAGGCCAAAUUCGAACAAUAUAAACCUGAAUUCAACCCCAAACCACGUAGCUCCUCCUGUUCGCCAGAAACCCAACAAGCGUGGCAGCGGCGGCGGAAGUAGCAGCGGUACGCCGGCCAAUGGUGCCCCGCCACUACAAUCUCCGCCGGCUGCUUCGGCAGCGGCGACUCAGAUCACUCCAGCCAAAGAAACUAUCCCAGAACCAUCUGCCGGAGACCUCCCCAGCAAGAACAGCGGCAGCACCAACUGGGACCAUGGUACCAGGGGCGGUAGUUUCGCACCCCAGCAACAUGGCGGGAAUGAUCACCAUCGGGGAUACGGCGGCAACCGGAGGGGUGGCGGUGGGUCCCAUCGCGGCAGCUAUGGAAGCCGACGGGAUCAGGAUCGCGGGAGCUUCGUGUGGAGUCAUCGAGGUUUUAACAGCAGAGAUACCAGUGUGCAGCAGCGGGGUGUUCGACCAUAUCACAGACCCCCUCCGCCACCGUUCCUCAGUCCACCUCCCCAGGUCCGACCUUUUGGGAAUCCUAUCGGCUACCCUGAUAUGCCUUCUCCUGUGUAUUAUGUGACAACACCCCCACCUCCGGAGACUCUCGGUGGUUUGCCUUAUAUUGCUCAUCCAGCAGCAGCACCACCCCCCGCCAUGUUUUCCCCGCCGGCGAUAGAUCAUCCGCGUGCUAUGUUACUGAAGCAGAUAAAUUACUACUUCAGCUCUGAUAAUUUGUGCAAGGACAUUUUCUUGCGGCGGAACAUGGACGAGCAGGGCUGGGUUCCUAUUAACUUGAUUGCUGGUUUCAACAGAGUCAAGCAAUUAACAAAUAACAUACAGUAUAUUCUGGAUACUGUACGGCUGUCUGAUGUAGUGGAAGUACAGGGUGAAAAAAUAAGGAAGCGCAACGAUUGGAUGAAUUGGGUGCUGCCCCCAUCUCCCAAUCGUUUUGGAAUUGUUCCUGGUCUGCAAUCUCCAGCAACGUCAGACUAUGAUACCCUGGUGGCUCAGUUGCAAACUGUCGGACUUGAGGGGGCAUCUAACCAUAAUAGCAUGAGGGGUGCAACUCAUACUGAGGUAGUUCUUAUUAGAUCGGCAUCUGGGAAUUUGAAUAACCAGUUGCAUGUGGUGGGCGAUCCUAGUGGAGGUGGAAAUGGGCAAGUCACUGGACACAUGAAUUCCGAUUAUUCCAACUCUGGAAGAAGUCUAAUCAGGAGCGACACAUUAUAGAAAUCCGUUUUUGCCCCGGGGAAGGUUUCAUGUGACGGAGGGAGUCAACGGGAGAGGCAAAGUUUUAGUUUGCCGGGUAAGAUAUUUUCUUUGCCCAAACAUGGAAGUGUUGCUUUCUCAGCUAAAAAAUAAAUAAAAUAAAAAAAUAAAAAAAAAGAAAGUGAAAGAUGGAAAAAAAGAAAUGAAAAGAAAGACGAAGGUAGGUUGAGUUACGAGUAUGAGGUCAUAAUUUUGCUUGGGUAGGUAGGUGCUUGCUGAUGGUGAUAUCUCGUUACCAUGCUGGGUCACUGGGCUGUUCUUAAACUGUUGUCUUAAGGUCUUUUUUCUUUUCUUUUCUUUCUUCUUCUUCUUCCUUUUUUUUUUUGCUGUGAACCUCCAUUUUUUUGGGAGGAUGUUGACUUCCAUUUUGGGAGUUGAGGGCUGGAAACAUAUCUGCACUUCCUUGAGGACUUUUUUUCUUCUUUAAACCUUUCUGUUUUGGUACAUCAGAACAUAUUCACAUAUUUAUAUAGAGAUUUUUUUUUAAUAGUAAUUAAAGACUUACUGCA